Macrosteles quadrilineatus (aster leafhopper) is the source of this 1197-nucleotide messenger RNA. RefSeq lists its product as uncharacterized. Bases 1 to 1197 code for a protein of 398 amino acids. NCBI's taxonomy places the organism in Eukaryota, Metazoa, Arthropoda, Insecta, Hemiptera, Cicadellidae. The record is from RefSeq and is a predicted model, not a curated record. The transcript has a single exon. Gene Ontology annotation, molecular function: zinc ion binding; nucleic acid binding.
AUGCCGAGGAAAACAGACCAGUCUCAGUAUAAGAGUGUAAUUGACUGUAGUAACAUGUCUUGCAUACAAGAUAGAAUGAGCAGAUUUUCAUUUAAAGAGUAUAAUAGUGAACAAUUGUGGGAAGACUACAUAGCUCGUUUUGAGUUGACCUGCAGAGUUAAGGGACUGGGUGGUGCUGACUCAGAAGAACAAGCGGCUCGGCGAGAUCUUCUAUUGGCAAAUAUCGGAGAGGAGCACCUCAGGGCACUGUCGGACCAGAUGUAUCCAAGGGCCUGGGAGGAGUGCACCUACUACGAAGUCAAAGAGGAAGCCAACCGGUUGUUCAAGCCUACAAGGACCCUUUUUGCAACAAGGUUUGAGUUUGAAAGAGCUAUAAGAAAAGAUGGUGAGACAUUUAUUUUGUUUUAUAACAGAUUGAAGUCUUUAGCUAGAAGUUGUAAAUAUGGAGAUAGCUUAGAUGAACGAGUACGAGAUAGGUUUGCAGUAGGAAGCAACUGUCCAGAAUUUGAAGUUGAAGUCAGACAAAGAUGGCCCGAGGGAGUUGAUAACCGAGGUGAGCUUGUUAAGUCAACAGUAGUACUAGAGUUAGCUCAAUCCAUGGAACGUGCGAGAGAAGAAGUUUCCAAACAUGCGUGUAAAAAUGAGAUUUUCAAAGUAAGUGACAGUAAGGAAAAGAGGAAACCAGAGGUACAGAAAUCUAAUGGCUUCAAUAGGUGUUAUAGAUGUGGGUUUACACAUGACCCUAGUGAAGAUAGAUGUCCUGCUAUUUCUGCUGUGUGCAAGAAAUGUUCAAAGAGAGGCCACUUCGCAAGAAUGUGCAAAAGUAAAAAUAAUUUUGUCAAGAGAACAGAUGGUAAUUUGAGAAAAGUAGAUGAUUCUUGUAAUCAAACUUAUGAUGAUGAGUGUAGUUCUGAUAUUGAUGUUAGUGGUACACAAAUUAGGUCAGUCAAGAGUAAGGUUCCCAGAGCUACAAUAGAUGUAGAAUUGAACGGGUAUAAUGUUAGAAUGGAGUUUGAUUCCGGGGCUCGGGUGAGUGCUAUAAGUUUGUCUCUUUGGGAUAGGAUAAAUUCAAGUGGCGAAUCUCUCAAAAAGACGUCUGAUGUCAUCACUGGCUAUGGGAAAAAUAAGCUAGAACUCAUGGGUAAGGCUUUUGUGGACGUUACUUUACGUAGCGAUUGCCGGUCAUUGUAUUACUAG